GUAGAAAGUGGCAAGAGGACUGGAUCAUUUAUCAAAGUUUAAGGUUAUAUGUGUGACUUUGUCCUCAGGGAGAUUCCCUUUCCUCCUCCUCCUUCUCUUUACCUGCACGAUAAGUCAACACCUUCACUCGGAGGGAGGAUGUCCAACCUGCCGGAUAUUCCUGCUCCGCGUAAAUUCCACUGGAUCCAAGAAGGAAGCGAGGACACGUUUACCAGCUUGGAGUUCAGAAGUUUAGUUCUGGUUUCGUCCGAUGAGAAGAUUUCAAAGUGUUAAAGACACAAAGAAGAAGCAUGUUUUCCUUCCUGCGCUCAGGCAGAAACCCCGCUCCUGAGCAGAUCCACAUUUCCUCGCUACCUCCCAGUAUUCCCACAGAUCAGGAGCCAGAGCAAGCUGAAAGACAAGCGGAUGACGUGGUUGAAGAGAAAGGGGUGAUCCAGACCACAUACACUCACAGAGUACACUCCACACCCUCGGUCUUCCUCCAGAAUCACAGUGAUGAGCCUGUUUCCAGCACUUACUUUGACGAGAAAGUCCCUGUCCCUGAGGAGGAUGACGUGAGGUGGAUCAGUCUCCGUAAGCUCUGGGCCUUCACCGGCCCGGGGUUUCUGAUGAGCAUAGCCUACCUGGAUCCAGGUAACAUCGAGUCUGACCUGCAGUCAGGUGCCAAAGCUGGCUUCAAGCUGCUCUGGGUGCUGCUGGGUGCCACCAUCGUCGGCCUGCUGCUGCAGAGGCUGGCGGCUCGGCUGGGCGUGGUCACCGGGAUGCACCUGGCUGAAGUCUGCAACCGCCAGUACCACACUGUGCCUCGUAUCAUCCUGUGGUUGAUGGUGGAGCUGGCGAUCAUCGGCUCAGACAUGCAGGAGGUCAUCGGCUGCGCCAUCGCUUUCAACCUCCUCUCCUCUGGCAGGAUCCCCUUAUGGGGGGGUGUCCUCAUCACCAUCACUGACACGUUUGUCUUCCUCUUUUUGGACAAGUACGGUCUGAGAAAGCUGGAAGCCUUUUUUGGAUUCCUCAUUACAAUCAUGGGGAUCACAUUUGGAUAUGAGUAUGUGACAGUGGGUCCAGACCAAGGCCAGCUGCUGAAAGGGAUGUUUGUGCCAUACUGCGAGGGCUGCGGACCCGUCCAGCUGGGUCAGGCUGUUGGCAUCGUGGGCGCCGUCAUCAUGCCUCACAACAUUUACCUCCACUCUGCUCUCGUCAAGUCUCGAGAAGUGGAUCAGUCAAACAAAAAAGAGGUAAAAGAGGCCAACAAAUACUUCUUCAUCGAGUCGACCAUCGCGCUGUUUGUCUCUUUCCUCAUCAAUGUGUUUGUGGUGGCCGUCUUUGCUGAGGCUUUCUAUCAGCGCACAAAUGAAGAGGUGUUCAAUGUCUGUAAUCAAACAGGCAGUCCACAUUUAGACCUGUUCCCUCUGAAUAAUGAAACUCUCAAGGUGGACAUCUACAAAGGGGGAGUGGUGCUCGGCUGUUUCUUUGGCCCAGCUGCUCUCUACAUAUGGGCCGUGGGGAUCCUUGCAGCUGGUCAGAGCUCCACCAUGACUGGAACAUACUCCGGCCAGUUUGUCAUGGAGGGCUUCUUAAACUUGCGCUGGUCACGUUUCGCUCGGGUGUUGCUGACCCGCUCGCUUGCCAUCACGCCCACCCUGCUCGUGGCCAUCUUCCAGGACGUGCAGCAUCUGACGGGCAUGAAUGACUUCCUGAAUGUGCUGCAGAGCAUGCAGCUGCCAUUCGCCCUCAUUCCCAUCCUCACGUUUACCAGUUUGCCAUCUCUCAUGAACGAGUUUGCCAAUGGACUGGUAUUUAAGAUAGGAGGCGGAGUGGUGAUCUUGAUCGUGUGUGCCAUCAACAUAUACUUCGUCGUAGUCUACGUGAGCACGCUGGGCAGCGUGUGGCUGUACGUGCUGUCGGCUUUCCUGUCCAUAGCAUACCUGGUGUUUGUGGGAUACUUGGUGUGGUUAUGUCUGAUCGCUCUGGGGGUGUCCUGGCUCGAUCCGAGCACCAGGAGAGGGAACGACACGACCAUCCUGAUCCAGCGGCAGCCUGAGUUUGACUCAUGACAUUCGCGUCAAAGGUGCAUCUGUGGACAACCUGACUGACUGUGUUUAGCUUCAGAUAAAGUCUUCUAUAGUCCCAAUUUAUUUAUACGAGACGUUUGUUGACUUUCAGAUGAACUUUGACGAUUGGUUGGUGCUGUACAGAUUUUUUUUUAGUAAUGAAGAAACAAAUUUAUUUGUCACUGUAACUUUAUUAAAAGGUAACAUACUGAUCGUGAAAAGCUUAGGUGAGUUUUAAAGAUUGACAGGUUUACAGAUGUCCGAUGUUUCUAAUCAUUUUAUGAAGGACUUAAUAUAACAGAAAACAUGUCAAGACUUUUUUAAGAAACCAAACAGACUGAAUCUGAGGUGCACAGAGUCCCUGUGAAGAAGAUUUAUAAAUGAUACCCAGGCUUUUAAAAUCAGUGGUUUCAUGUUCAGGAGGGAGUUUUAAAGUUUUAAACACAAAUUCACGUCUUCAAAAAUGCCUUUCAACAACAAGGCAGUGACGUGCUGGAUUUCAGCAGAUAUAUCAUUUUAUUUUUACAGCUCACUAUCACACAUUUGCUCAAGAAGCUUCAGAAUCUCAGCAGCAUACAGUAUCUUCUGACAUGUAGCAGAGAUAAGGAGAAACUUCCCCAAAUGCAGGAAGUCGCUAGAAAAAAAAAAGAGGUCAGGAAGAGCCGCUGAGGAAGGAUCCAGGAUGUUAUGUUCAGAAAAGCAACAGUGCAGAUUUCCAAUGUGAACAACUGAGAUGACAAAAUUAGACCUUAAGCGUCUGAAGAAACUGAAUUUAUCGGAGAGGUGUUAAGACGUGAUGAAAAAAAGAAAUAUAAAAAUAAAUGCUAAAAUUGCAUUAAUAUAAUUAAACAGGAGAAUAACAUGUAAGUUAGUAAACAGACUCAAUUUUUUUUCUUAAACAGCACUAGAAGUGUGCAAAAACAAAGUUUUCUGGAAGUUCAUUUACAAACACUAAAGAUUGCUUCAACCCAAGAAAUACAGUAAACAAACAGAGGAUUUGAGAUUAAAUCUCCCAACAAUAUGUGUUUUACAGGCCAUCAGUAGUAUUUGGAAACAGGACCAUUUAAAACCCUCUGAGACAUUUUUGGGUUGGUUGUUUUUUUUUUACAUUUUUUUGUAUUUUGAGCUAAUUGAAUUCAAACUGCAGUUUCUCUUUCAGCCACAGGGAGGUGUUGCAGGCUUCAGGAGACACUUCUCAUUUACAGUAAACAUUUCACUACCACAGCUUACAGCAUAACACAUUAAAGGACAUGCAGCCUUACAUCAUGCCCAUGUGCAGUCACCAAAAGCAGCGUUACUGUGUGAGACAAAACGAAUGCUGUGCACUGAGACUCGCUGCUGCUGCACAUGCCUGUGGUGGUAUGUCAGAAGAGUUGCAACUUAUUGUGCAACUGUGAGCCAAACGCUGCUUGUUUCACAGUGCUGAAGUGCUUCGGCUUUGCGAGCUGAGCUGAGGCGGAUGAACAGGUUUUUCUUUGCAUUGUGGCGGGGAACUUUUUUUUCCCCCUCUCUCUCUUUCCCUCUCUCCCUGUCAUGGAGGCAGACUUAUGUAAGAGGGGAGAGUCUUCCCACCGCCCCUCUCUGUUUUUGUUUUUCUCAAUGAGCCAAUGUCUCCCUGCCUAGGCCUCACAGCCUGUCCAGUAGGCCCCUUUCCUGGAAACAUAGCCUAGCAGAGGCCACUCAGGGGCAGGCCUGUGAGGUGGGAGGGUGGGUGGGGCGGGGGGGCUCUUCCAGCAAAUCACAUGAUUUGACCCUACAGUCAUAGCUCUACAUGAGGCUCAGAUGCUGCAAGCACAUUUCAGCAGCCAGUUUGUCAUCAGCAUGAUUGGAUGCGGCUUUAAUGCAUGGCAGAGUGCAUGAGGCUGUAAGUAGACUCCGUGCAUCCCCAGGUGUGACAUUUUUGAAGUAGAACCACAACAUCUAAAGGACAGUGUGUUUGUGUGUGUUCUUUAAAGACAGUUAUGUCAUUUAUUUUCGUGUUGUUGGCCUUAAUGCCAAAAAAACUUGAUGAACAGUUUUGCAGAGAUUAAAAAAUAUAUAUUUUAGUAUUUGAUUAUGCUCACCAUGAUAUUUAAAAAUGUAAUAUUGAUAGAGUGUCAAUAAUGCACAUGUGAUAAUAACUGGUUUUUUGUGUGCCAUUUCCACAGCGAUGGUUACAGACUCUCCUUUUGAGGUCUUUGCACUUAUUUUAAGUUGAAGUUAUUUGCCAUAGUUAUUAACAUAGUAGCUAUUUUUCUCUAUAUAUACUGCAAUAAUAUUGAUUCAGUCUGACAAUAAUUGUUAAUUGAAAAUCCAAUAUUGUGACAGCCCUACUUGAUGGAAAUUCAGUGAUGUGUUUCCAAUUUAAAACUGAUGUAUCGAGCUUCUUUAUUGUGUGAUUGUCUUGUAUAUUUCCAGUUAUGUUGCUGUUAGAGCAGUGGUUCUCAUUCUCAAAGUGGGGUCUGGGUUCGUAGCCAUGAAGCAGUCUUUGCCUUCCCAGUAGAUACAUCUCUGGUGUUAAACCAAAAUCAUUAAGUUCUAAUGCUGAAAACCUGCAUGUAAAAAAAAAAAAAAAAAAAAAAAAAAAAAAAACAAAACAAAACAAAACAAAAAAAACAACCUUACACAAAACUUCACAGUUUCAUCAAUUUAUCUCGACUGUUUUGGCCAAUAUUAGAACACAGUUGAUGUUACUAAAAUAAUAAUUUCCUUUGAAUUAGUUAAUUGACCUUCAUUAUAUAAUAAAGAACAGAAAGAUGUGAACAUUUACACCAUCCAGACAAAUAUCUUGUGCCCUUUACUCCCACUCAUGUUAAAUAUGAGCCAGCAGAAGCUCUGAUAUGUUGUGACACAUUAUGCCACGUGUCUGACGUAGAUAGGAUAAAAAUAAUUCCCAUGUAGUAAUUUAAAUACUAGGAGAAUUAAAAGGGGGUUCUGGGAAAUGUUUCCAAGAACCCCCUGGUCCCAGGCCCCCAAAGUUUAAGAACCAGUGUGUUAGAGGUUAAAAAGUCACUGAUUGAUUUUUUUUGAUUUGGACAAAUCUUUUGAAUACCCUUGUUACGGUAGAAAGCGCCGUAGUGUUUUUAUCACUGUGGCUCACCAGAACUUGCUGUUUUAAUGAGUUUCAAUUAUAAAAAUCAUUAACUGUGUUAUUGAAUUGUAAACAAAAAGCUCCACACUGGGGGGGGAAGAAAAUGCAAUAAACACUAACAUGGCUUCA
This is a messenger RNA of Oreochromis aureus, 5250 nucleotides long. Its product is annotated as natural resistance-associated macrophage protein 2-like. Gene Ontology annotation, molecular function: cadmium ion transmembrane transporter activity; manganese ion transmembrane transporter activity; iron ion transmembrane transporter activity. Gene Ontology annotation, biological process: metal ion transport. NCBI's taxonomy places the organism in Eukaryota, Metazoa, Chordata, Actinopteri, Cichliformes, Cichlidae. The record is from RefSeq and is a predicted model, not a curated record. The transcript has 16 exons. The coding region runs from base 291 to 2054 and encodes 587 amino acids. Gene Ontology annotation, cellular component: plasma membrane.